CGUCUUCGCUCGCGCUUAGGAAAUUGUUCCGUGUCGUUUCAAGAUGGCGCCUUUGUAGGUAGAAGUCGGAUUUAAAGCUGUAUUUCACAGUUUCCUCGACUCUUACUCAACGAAACACGAUCUCAAAAGAGUUGUGAUCAUUCGGGACUUCAGGAUGGAGUCGAGCUCCGGAGAAAAGCAGCAGCGCUCCAGUGUGGCAUCCCAGUUCUUCACGGGGGCAGAGGAUGCGGCCAGCGAUAUGACCACGAACGAAAAGGUCGUGGACCUUCUGAACCAGGCCGCUUUAAUGUCCACCGAUGAUAAACUCACUGCCCUUAAGCAGGUGCAAGAGUUGAUUAUUAAUAAGGAUCCUUCAUUGCUUGACAAUUACCUGGAUGAGAUGCUAGCAUUUCAGAAUGACAAAUCAAUCGAAGUGAGGAAAUUUGUUAUUGGUUUCAUUGAAGAAGCAUGUAAAAGGGACAACGAGCUCUUGCUGAAGCUUUUAGGGAAUUUAAACAUGGUGUUAAAGGACGAGAGCGUAAACGUUGUGAAGAAGGCCAUCCUGACACUCACUCAGCUUUACAAAGUGACACUGCAGUGGCUACUGCGCACGAAGAGCAUCUCCGACGUGCAGGAGGGAUGCUGGGACAUGGUGACCCAGAUGAAGGGGGAAGUUCUGGCUCUGCUCGACUCGGAUAACGACGGCGUUCGGACGCACGCCAUCAAAUUCACCGAGUCGCUCAUCAUCACGCUGUCGCCUCGCACGUCUGACUCGGACGUCCCCAAGAAGCAGGAAGGGGACAUCAGCCUGGACAAAGUUCCAAAGGACCAUUCAUAUAUUCGCUACGAUGUUCUGUGUGAAGAGGGAAAGUCAGCUCUGGAGCAGCUCCUGAAGUUCAUGGUUCACCCGGCCAUCUCCAGCAUUAAUCUGACCACAGCUCUGGGCUCCCUGGCCACGCUAGCCCGACAGAGACCCAUGUUCAUGUCUGAGGUCAUACAAGCUUAUGAGACUCUACAUGCCAACCUGCCCCCGACGCUUGCCAAGUCUCAGGUAAGCAGCGUGCGCAAGAGCCUUAAGCUGCAUCUGGUGUCCGUGCUGCGGCACCCGAGCAGCGUGGACUUCCACAGCCAGAUCUCUACACUCCUGCUGGACCUGGGGAUGGCCCAGAGCGAGAUCGCCCGCUGCGUGCCUGCCGCCGCACAGGUUCGCAAGAGACCGCGGCACGAGCCUUACAGCGAGGGCAAGCGGAUCAAAAUGGAACCCACUCUGAUUGAGGAUGAUGACGAUAAGGAGGAGCCGGCACCCAUCAUUGCACCCAAGCCACUGGCCACCACGGGCACGCAGUCUGCCAUAGACCUCACAGCAGAGUUCCUGCUGCCUCUGCUCACACCAGAGAACGUGGCCAACCUGGUGCUCAUUAGCAUGGUUUACCUGCCAGAUAACAUGCCAGCCUCCUUCCAAGCUACUUACACACCUGUGGAGUCAGCAGGCACAGAUUCCCAAAUCAAACAUCUGGCCAGGCUCAUGGCCACGCAGAUGACCGCAAGUGGACUUGGACCAGGUCUGGAGCAGUGCAAAGCCCGAGACGAAGAAGGGAAGGAGGUAGAGGCUGAUGCUGCUGUGGCAGAGACCAGCUCUAAAGACCCCAUCAUCAUCCGGAAAGUGUCAGCGGUGUCUCUGGGCCAGGCCAUCUCUGUAGUCGGGGCCUACAAGAGCGAAGCCACGGAGGAGACGCCUCAGGCCAAGAAACUCCCAGAACCCAUUCUGCCUUCUACACAGCCCAAAGCACCUGGGAGCAGUGGACGAAAGAAAGUCUUCCGAUUGGCUGAUGUGGUCCAGCCCUUGUCCGACUCCCAGAUCGAUAAGCUAAACAGCAUGGCCGUCAGACGCAUCCUCCAAUCGGAAAAGGCCAUCGCAAGAAGCGGGAUGUCCCAUGUUCGCGUGAAGCUGCUAGCAAGACUAAUCACUCAGUUCAAGGGUGCAAUGAAGGACGACAUGCUGCGUUUCAUCCUGGAGGAUAUCCGGAGCCGCAUCGACCUCGCUUUCGCGCUUCUCUAUCAGGAGUACAACCAGUACCUGAGCGAGCUGCCGUCAGGCUCGCUGGACAGCUAUGAGCACUGCUUAUUCGCGCUGCUCUCAGGCCUCCAGGAGCGGCCUGAACAGAGAGACGGGCUGUUCAAUAAGUUGGUGCUCGAGGCUCCUCUGAUCACAGAGUCAGCCCUGGAGGUGAUCCGGCGCUACUGUGAGGACGAGUCUCGUGUUUACCUCGGCAUGCCCACUCUAAAAGAUCUCAUCCUGAAACGCCCUUCCAGACAGUUCCAGUACCUCCACGUUCUCCUGGAUCUCAGCUCUCACGAGAAAGAAAAAGUGCGCUCAGCUGCUUUGAACAUCAUCAAGUGGAUGUAUGAGAAGGACCACCUGCGAGACUACAUUGAAAAGUUUGCUCUGAACUACAUGCAGCUGCUGGUUCACCCGAACCCGCCCUCGCUACUGUUCGGAGUCGGAGAGGACACAGAGGUGGCGGCUCCCUGGACGGAGGAGACGGUGAGACAGUGUCUGUACCUCUACCUCUCCCUCCUUCCUCUCAACCACCGCUUGGUCCACGAAUUAGCGGCCGUCUACACCGAAGCCAUCGCUGACAUCAAGCGCAGCGUGCUCCGUGUCAUCGAGCAGCCUAUCAGGGGAAUGGGCAUGAACUCUCCUGAUCUCUUGCUGCUGGUUGAAAACUGUCCCAAGGGGGCGGAGACUCUGGUCACACGCUGUCUGCACAUACUGACUGAUAAAGUCCCUCCGUCUCCGGACUUGGUGGAACGAGUACGGGAUCUCUAUCACAAACGAGUGCCAGAUGUGCGUUUCCUCAUCCCGGUCAUCAACGGCCUGGAAAAGAAAGAGGUGAUCCAGGCAUUGCCCAAACUCAUCAAGCUGAACCCCAUAGUAGUCAAAGAGGUCUUCAAUCGCCUGCUGGGCACACAACACAGUGAAGGUAGUUCCUCCGUGUCUCCUCUGACUCCUGGCGAACUCCUCAUCGCGCUCCACAACAUCGACUCCACCAAGUGUGACAUGAAGUCCAUCAUCAAAGCUACUAACCUGUGCUUCGGCGAGAAGAACGUGUACACAUCGGAGGUGCUGGCUGUGGUGAUGCAGCAGCUAAUGGAUCAGAGUCCUCUCCCUAUGCUGCUCAUGCGAACCGUCAUCCAGUCGCUUACAAUGUACCCUCGCCUGGCCGGCUUUGUCAUGAACAUCCUCACUCGCCUGAUCCCCAAACAGGUGUGGAAGUACCCCAAGGUGUGGGAAGGUUUUGUGAAGUGCUGCCAGCGCACCAAGCCGCAGUCCUACACCGUUCUGCUACAGCUGCCGCCCGCUCAGCUAGCCAGCGUGUUCGAGCGCUGCCCUGAGAUGAGGGAGCCUCUCCUACAGCAUGUCCGCUCCUUUACCCCACACCAGCAAGCCCACAUUCCAUCAUCCAUCAUGGCUAUUCUGGAGGCUAACAGUAGGAUGCCAGAGCCAGAACCACCACAGCAUGAACCUGAGCUCAUGAAAGCACAUGAGGAGAGAGAGUUACACACUCAGGUAUUUGUGAGGCCCAUAACACAAACGGAAACUCCAGCUCCAGUUGUAGUAGCUCCUCCUGAGCUAGCACCCGAGUCAGUCGCCAGAAGGGAGGAAAUGGAGGAGCCUAUGGAGGAAGGAGAGGCAGGUACAGAAUGUCUAGAGAUCGCCACCGAAGCCACAACACAGAUUGAAGCACUUGAAAAUGAAUCCGGAGCCACCCCUGUUUCCCAGGAAAAGGCAGAGGAACCAAUGGAGACAACUACAACCGAACCUGCAGAAGACCAGCCGCGAGAAGUGGUGGACGACAGCGGCGCAGAACCUGAAACACGAGCAGACGAUCCUGAAUAAAACGAACACGUGCACUGACAAAAUCGUCUUCUCUCAUCCAAGUUCAGCAUACCUGUCUGAGUCUGAGAUCUAGAACUAAUAAUAUAGUUUAUUGUUUAUUCUGAUUACUUAGAUUUUUUUUCCCCUUAGUUCUGUACUGUUGUGAAAAAAAUAUUGCUUUUGGAUAAUAAAGAACUCUGUGUACAGUUU
Pangasianodon hypophthalmus (striped catfish) is the source of this 4069-nucleotide messenger RNA. RefSeq names its product symplekin (gene sympk). The record is from RefSeq and is a predicted model, not a curated record. The coding region runs from base 155 to 3880 and encodes 1241 amino acids. The transcript has 27 exons. Gene Ontology annotation, cellular component: mRNA cleavage and polyadenylation specificity factor complex. NCBI's taxonomy places the organism in Eukaryota, Metazoa, Chordata, Actinopteri, Siluriformes, Pangasiidae.